CGCUUGUGGAACAUUAGUUGUAUUGAAACUUGGUACUUGCUUUGUUAUGAAUGUACCUACUUCAAUUCGUACGCAGAGUCUCAAAAUUCUCCAUCUUUCAUUCUGUCAAACUUAAAGACGACAACUCUAUCUAUAGGCUCAUUCGUGGCUGCCCUUUGUUGAAUGAAUUGAGUAUGGCGGGAUGCAUUGGAAAAGAAGCACGUGUUAUUCGCAUUUUUGCACCAGUAUUUACAAAGUUGUCCAUAAAACAUUAUGAUCACGACACUUAUGAGAUUGUUUUGGAUACCCCAGGCCUGCUCUACCUAGAACUUGAUGAUGAUGUAAAAUCAGUACAAGGUUAUUUAGUGAAGAACCUAUCUGGUCUCAUCAAAGUCGAGAUUAACGUUGGAGGUCCCUUUGGUAUGGAAUCCCAUGAAAUUAUUUCUAAGGCUGUUACUGACCUUCUCGUGGGGAUAUCCAGAGUCCAACAUCUAGUCCUUCAGUGGAGAUUCAUUGAGGUUCUUGACAAGUGUAAUUACCGCCUGCAAUCAAUGUUUCAUCAGAAAAUUGGUCUAAUCCAAAAGCAAAGAUUACCGGAAUACUAUCUUGAUUAUAAGAUACUAGAAACAUAUCGUUUCUUGCUUUCAGCUAGCAAAUACUUGUCGUUGUUCGGCGUAGAGAACAGGCUGGUUGCUGUGGCAAUGACGCAUCCAAUGGCUGUAUCAAAUUGCAAUAUAGAUGUGGAGAGCUUGAUUUUGGAUCAAAAUAGAAGCAUAGCUACUCUAGCCAUCACCACUCUAGAUCUGCUGUAA
Molecule: messenger RNA, 791 nt
Organism: Rhododendron vialii
Lineage: Eukaryota; Viridiplantae; Streptophyta; Magnoliopsida; Ericales; Ericaceae
Product: FBD-associated F-box protein At4g13985-like
Exons: 4
Coding region: 51-791 (246 amino acids)
Source: RefSeq, a predicted model, not a curated record